Messenger RNA from Amoebophrya sp. A25, 8736 nucleotides. Lineage: Eukaryota; Dinophyceae; Syndiniales; Amoebophryaceae. The record is from the annotation of a GenBank genome assembly.
AUGUUUGGAGGCGCGGGUCUCAAGUCUGGUGCGGGUCAGCGGAGCCCUGUGAACAACGGGUGGGCGAACGCUGAUGCACGCGUUUUGCUAGAAGAUCCUUUGUCCAUCGAUCACGAACUAAUGAAUGCUACUACGGCUCCGGAACUUGCGUAUCUCGAUGAUGAACUGACAAAUGGUCGCAACAAGAUGCAGUCGUUUGCAAACAUUAAGUAGACUUGUUUCCUCACAAAUUCACCUUUGGAAGCAUCUUUGGCUUGGCUCAAUGUAGUACAAAUUCAUAAUGUGCGAUGUAGUAAAAAUCGAUUUCAUAUGCUAGUAUGAAUCCACGGACUAGCGUCAAAGAUGCUGCUGAACUUCAGGAUGAAUAUGUUUUGGAAGGUCUAACAACAAGCGAUCCGGGCUUGGUCGUGGAAACUGGGCUACCCAAUUCCGUGACAUGAUCAUCACCAAGUUCCGUGAGAUGGGGAAGCAACGACAAGUGGCGAACACGUUCUGUGGGGCUGGGUUGCCGGGUGCUCGUACUUAAGCCUCAACUAUAUAUUUGUAUUUCUAUUUCAUUUCUUUUUCUACUCCAUAUAUUUGUAUUUGCUAGGCAAAUGAAUGAAUGAAUGAAUAUUUCCAUUUCAUUUCUCCGAGGAGUCAUUUCUCGCAGUUAAUAUUUCCUGUUCGGGAUUCGUCUGAAGAGAUGUCUUCAGGGAAGAAGUGAAAUGUCUUGAGCUCUAACGUACGGAUUUCGGGGACACCAAACCUCCAGUGCCUUACCGCUGUUUUUUGCUCAUGUUCCUCGCCCUGUGGGUCGUCAUGUGCUUUUACCUGGCACUCGACAACUACUACUUGUCCAAUGGAGAAGGGUCAGGAUCGUCAGGACGAUCUUCAUCUGCGGUUUCUGGUACAGCUACAUCUACCUCUACCUCUGCUGGUGCUGGAGACACAACUACAACCACGACUCGCAACCUAAAGGAACAAGAUGAAAGUGGUACAAUCAAUAUUAAGGCUCCUACCAAUGAACAAGCAUCCUCAGCGCCAUCCCUGGCCAUUUUUCAACUUGGAAAAGAAGGCAGGGAUUGCAGCAGGAGUGCGAUUACCGCGGUAGCUCUAAUGCAAGCGAAAAUAUGGCUGCGAAGAAAAUCCCGAAAGACAAAGGCGCGCCUUUGUUUGCGACUCCGCCAGCGAGGUUGGAGCGCGUUUCUGUUCCCAGUACUUGGACGCACGCGACCUACCUGCAAGAACUGCGCUCUCGCAUGUUAAGGCUACAAUGGACAUAAUAUUUCCUUAGUCUGCGGGACUGCGUAAUGGAUAUAAUCAGUAGUUCCUACUCGAAAUCUACUUCGAGAGAGUGUACUAGUACUUAGUUUAAAUGUUCAUAAACGACGACGAAAUAGAAGCACAAUUUCUGAAUCGUGGCAACAACUUACCUCUAAGCAAAGGUUCGUUAUGGGAGCGCGUUUCUGCCAAGGGGAACGACCCAGUGGCUCACGCGGCAAUGCUGGACUCUCUGUGGUUGAUGGAUUUGAAUGUUCUCUGGGACGAUGGCCGCGAGAUUCUGCGUAAAAUCGCCAAAAUAGGAGAGGGACAAUUAAGGCGGAUCAUAUAGCUCAUUUUUCAGAGAUUAAUUAAGAGAUUAAGCCGCAACAUGAUAGAGUUUACUUUUCACUACAACACAGUACCAAUCUAAUCAGGCGUGCCUUUCCACUACAGCGAACAGGGUAUCUUAUAAUUAGAAUUAUCUUUGAAGAUUUCUUGUUACUUAGAGGACAUUAUACCUCUAGAAUUUUUGAGGUAAAUCCAAGUCUAUACUUCCACACCUUAGAAGGGUGUUCUACAUCAGAGAGAAGAUUGCCAUUCAGAUUCAAUACAAGUUCUAAGACAAGCCGGAGCCUCUGUAAGUGCUAGUGGCGAGGACUCUGUCGUGACUAUGGCUGGUAAUGAUUACCGUGUGCCUGCAACCUGGGGAUCCGAACAGCGCACCUCGUUUAAGGCUCAUCUUCAACAUUGAAUAGUUUUUUUUUGGCCAUCCCAUUCUGAAUCCGACACCCCCUAUAAACUGUUCUUUUUUAGUAGUUGAGCUCGAGCUCUUCAUGCGCAUCUAUCUUCAGACGACGUUCUUCUGUUAUAGUUACUAGGGAAAGGAAUGAGUCACUCAUCAAUUAUAUUACCCCAUGAAUAGGUACGGCACUACUACUCCUACUACAACUACUACGGGAGCCAUCAUGAACGACGGCAACCGGGAUCGUUGGAACCCCUUCUAAUUCCCUCGCCGACAUUCCGGACACGCUGAGUGGUCUGGUUGCUGCCUACGGCCUCUCGGGUCACAAAUUCGCGUAUCAUCUGGCAAAGGACUUCGCAUCUAGAGCGGUGAAACUGUUUCAAACCAGUACAGGUUUUCCAGCUGUCGAGAUCACCAUGCAGGAUGGAAAACCGACGACGGAAACGCGUUCAGAAUCCUUCUCCAUCACGGAGAUUGGGGAACAUGGCCUUCCGUACUAGUGUUGUUUUGACGAGUUCCACCAGUUUUUCUUUGAGCGAUUAUUUCUCGCCAAGAACUUGAUCAAACAACCCAGACUACCACUACAGCCUCUUCCUAACCUAUCGAUAAAUCGUGGUCUGAUAGAGUAAGUAAAUAGUACAUUUGUCCAGCAGCACUUGAUCAGGGCCUCAUAAGUCUACAGAAGAGGUACCAUGACAUGAUAUGGGCAUUCAUUUAAGUUUAAGUAAGGGACCAUGACAUGGGACUGAUUAAGUGUCAUCCUCGGAGGCGAGCAGCGUGUGCCCGUGGGGCUCGCUGUGAAGGAUCCACAACCUAACCUAACCUAUUUCUCCAGGUUCCUCUCUGCUGGUUUACUCCUGCACGGCUCUGCCGCUCAAUCGUCGGAAGAAUGGGCACGCGUACUGUAUCCUUUGGCUGGAUUGACCGAUAUCCAUGAGGCAGAGCAUCACCUCUUGCCGAGUUUGUUCCACGUCCCGACGCCCGACUCGCGUCUCAAAUGGCGAACGAACUUGAAUUUAUGAGAUUUUUUCUUUGUGCCUGUGUUUUGCCCACUUAAAAAAGCCUGUGUUAUGGGUUAGUUUUUUUUGAAAAAAAAGUACCAAUCUAAUCUCUCCUUUCUUCGGUGAAAGUUCGCGCACUGUCAUCCGGUGGACACGCAAUGACCUGAAGACCGUGGACGUGUACUCGUUCGGCUACUACGAGUUCCUGCUGAAGGGUCAUUUGAUGCUCCGCGAAGCCUGGUCUGGUUCCGCGUUGCCCUACACAUGGGGUCAGCUCUUUCAGCAAAGUAUUUAAGGCAAGGCUGACCGAGAAGUAGUACGGUGAAAGCAUCCGCUAGCCCUCUAUCGAUCAAUAAUGAAGUUUAGGGUUUAGGUUAGGGUUUAGGGUUCUCAAAUUACCAAAAAAAAAUCUUCUCGGUUUAGGGUUUAGGGAAUCCCCCGCAGUACUUCUAUCGAUAUUAUAGUAUAGUUCAACAUCUCAUAAGUAGAUAUUGUAGCUCUAAUUCUGGGAAGAAAUCAUGCGCGAGCGCAUCCGCUUUGGCAGUGACAAGGCUGCUCUGCUCGUGAAUGCGCGUGAGACUAUGACUGCGGUAAGCUGUCCGUUUGCGGGUUUGCUAGCCCUCGGGUCGCGAUCCUUUUAAGGCUUGGUACUGCCCAAACACUGCGACUUAGAUUAGUGCUCUGGCUCAGUAAUAUACUUUUUUGUUGAAAAGAUGUAGCGACUUGGUCUUCUUCGGUUCAAAAUCAUUAUUAAGUGGCAUUUUGCCAAAUUGGCACUGUGAUCUUUGGCAAGGGGAAAGUGGUCAAAGAUGCCUAAGACGAACAUGAAUAUAUGCAAGCGUUGUAAGGUCUUCUAAUCCUUCGGUGCCUCCUCUGGAGCAUCUUCUGGAGCAGAAGAUUAUUCGCAUUGGCUUGAGGCAGCAGCGGGCGUCGGAGAAACGUGCCACCGCAUGCUCAAAGCAGGUUGCGCCAACACCGCUAGACUGUCGGCAACCAAGGAGGUCACCAUCGCCAAGCCCAAGCAAACAGGAGCCACCAAACUCGGGAUGAAAAAGAAUUAUGAAUGUCAGGAAUUCUUAUAUAAGUAUGUAAAAAGAGGAGGAGGAUGAUACAGGACUGGGUAGUAGUAGUAAUUGCUCUUCCCGGCGGUUCUCGACAUAUAAAUAAUUUAUUAUAGCACCAAACAAGGUCUUUAUCGGGAUGAUACAGGACUUGGUAAUACUACUUUAGCAGUAACAAGACGUCUUAAUCUACUGUAGAUGUUCCGUCUUAAUCUCCAGAUGUUCUUGUUGUAUUACUCUGGGUUAAAAAUAUGUCUUUCAUUGUUGUAACACAGAGCCUUCUAACAGACUCUGAGGUUCAGGUUGGUAAUACUUACUACUUUAGCAGUAACAAGUUAAUAUGUCUUUCAUGGUUGUAACAGAUAGCCUUGGUUCAGGUUGGUAAUACUACUUUAGCAGUAACAACUAUCAAGGUGUAAGAGUGCCUUCCGGCUACUCCCAGCACACUCGUUGUUCUCUUGAAAAUGAUGUUGUUCCCCCUCUAAUGACUUCCCAGAGACGUGGACGUCAACCCUGAUGAGAAGGUCAACAAGAACUCAACGUCCUGCGCGAACUUUGGUGCACAGAACGCCUACCUACUUGCCGGCUCCUAUUACGAACUGUGGCGCAGCACCGGCAACCCGAAAUGUUAAGAAUUCUACUCUGAUGAAGGAGUUGUGCUUGAUUUUUGACUUCAGUUGUAGUACCUAAUUAGUUUCUACCUAAUUAGCUUCAUAGCAUUCAGUGAAGUAGGAAUAAUUCAAUCAUUAUACGACCCAGGUAGAAGAAGUAACAACGAGUUACUUACAAACGCUCACAAGUGUCUCUAAACAAAGCAACGAUUUGUUCGCGACGUCCUGGAGUACUUACCUGGUGAAGUGUCGGCGCCGCUCCUCCGCUUUGCCUAUUUUGCGCACGCGCCGCCUCAGCUGGAUGCCUUCCUGAAGACAGCGAUUUUGACCCGUGAGGGCCAUCCCCUUCGAGCGCCUGAUGUCGCUUCCUCCUUGGAUACGAUCCAGGUUGGAGGAACACUUCGCGGAGCUAAAAACACGACUUUAUGGACUGAGAAGGACGUUGUUGAUGUGGUGUAGUGGAAGGACGUUGCUGUGGUGUACUAGUGGGCUUUACUUAUAGAGGGUUGUAAUUCGGCCGCAUAUCGAUAGGUCUGCUUUUGCAGGUUUAGGCUAGCGCUCAAGGCCGCUAGAACUUAUAAGUUCGUGCAUAUUUUUUGAGCUUAUGCUCCUUUUCUACGCAUGAGGUAAGGCGUUCCCGGCGAUCUUCAUUAUAAUACCCGAAGAAAUCUUCACAUGUGGCUCAUACUAUUUAUAGAACUAAGUAGUAGGUAUUCGGGAUGACAUUUGGUAUACCAUUCAUAUAGAACUAGUGCGGAGUAUAUUAAGGCUCAGCUUUCAAUGGUCAUUGGGGUUGGUCACUGAGAUCGAAGAGGCGACCCCUUGAGAGAACAGGGGAAAAAGAAGGGAAAGGGGAGAGCUUUGAAGGGGGUCCCUUCCGUUCAGAGUCAGUGAAGGCGCUUUAAGUAUAGUACGAAGUGAGUCGUGUUGUAAGUAGGUCGUAUAAGGGAAACCAGGAGCAAAAGUAAGUAUUCGGGAAUCCUGUUGUAGCACCAUUGAUAUAAGUAUCAUUUAGAACUAGUAGGUAGUCGUAUAGUGCAUAGUAUAGUACUUAGUACAUCGCGCAAAUACUUGGUAAGUCGUGUAAGUAGUAAGUCGCGUUCAUCCAGUCAUCCAUCAUGAACAGCGGUGGACCGCCGCACACGACCCUGCUUCGACCUCACUCCUUGAGUCCAUUGUCGGUCGCACCAGGGACACGGUUUCUCACACUGCCCGCAGGGGGGCGCCUCGAUCGCAAUCCCGGCCCCCAUGCCCGCUCGGUGUUUUUUGGCCGUCUUUUUUUGCGUGGGUCUGACUUUGAUGCUUGGCUUUUGGGUUUUGUCUGCGUUCCCACCAGGUAGUCUAACUUUACUUUCUCGAGGCGAUGAUAUUGAAUUGCGUAGAUCAAUAUCUUUCGACAACCUACCAUGGGGAGCGUAUGCCUAUCCUCUCUCUGAUAACUCUACAGUUUUAGUGCGAUUAUUUGGGAAGUGAUAAUUAUGUUGACUGAGAAGUCGUAGUAUUCAUCUCACGUCAACAUCAUUUAACAUGUCAUAUCAAGACCCUCUUCUAAGAAUGGCUGCUGCUCGUGGUAGUGGCAAAACGAAGGCUGUUUUCGAUCAGAAAAUCACCCAACCAGAGUCGGAUCGCGAAGCGGAGGAAGCACGCAGUUACACUGAUGAUUAAGGCCAAAAAAUGAUACGAAAAAGAUGCGAGGAUGUAAUAUUUCAUCACUCACUUGUGCAAAAAAUGAUGAUGAUAAUAUAGGGCUUAACGUCUUCACUCAUUAAAGUCUUCACGUAUUCCUGGUAAAAAUGAAAUCAUGCAACUGUAAGUAUGUAGAAGAUGCUCAUACAACAUCGUCUAAUGACAGCAAAACCGUCGUCCGCUUUCUCGCUACAAAGUCAAUGGACAGCCAGUGCGGGUUGGCCCUUCCGUUUUCAAGAAGAUGCGUUUUUUAUGGCAACCAAGAGAGCAUCCUCAGCAUUGUCCUUGGCUAUUUUCCAAAGGUCGAGAAAAGACACCAACCAAGGAUACUGCCAGGGAUGCCAGUGCGGUUGUAGCUCUAAGCUUUCGCCCUUCCCGCACCUUCCCAGUCGAGCAGUUGUUUGCUAGUGGCCGCCAUAAGUUCAUGAACGACGCGUAUGUGAAAGCAGCUUCCAACUUCGUCGACAUCGCUGAGGACUGGAAUGCACCCAAGAAGUGGGACUUGAACUACAUUUAUGAUGCGGCACAUUGUUCGAUAAUGCUAAACCUCAUAGGAUAAUGCUAAAAAGCUCAAAAAGAGCAGCAAAAGACAACGACUUCGUAGAAUCAGAACAAUAGCAAAAGACAUCGACUUCGUAGAAUCUUGACCGGCCGUGCCCUUUGUAGCUCAGAGAAAGUAGCAAGUCUGAACAAAGUAGCAAGUUGUCUGAUAACGUAGGAUCCCUCUUCUAAACCAUUACCGAUGAGAAGUACGUUGCUUCGUUGCAGCCAGCUACGACUGGAAACAAGAAGAGGCGCUCGACCAGGGUCACACCCGGCCCGAAACCGUCGACGGCGAAAUUCGCAGUCGCGUAAAGUGGAGGUGAAGACUGAGUAUUUAUAAAAAAAGAAGAUAGAAAGUUUUAAGUAUCGUUGUCAGCACUGAAAAGAAUUCCAAAGCUCGAGUUCGUGAUUGAUAUUAAGGCUUGAAAGUUGGCAUCUCUAUGCGCGUCUCUAUGUCUUCUUCAAGGAGGAAAGCCAUAGAUAUGCGAGCUAGUGACGCCAACUUUCAGCCUCUAAUGAUAUAUGCAAUUGAUAGUUUUGCUUAGUAUUACGGAUGUACGCCUUGUACAGAUCUUUCGGCGUGAGGAUGCAAAGAAUGUACAGAGUGCAUUAUACCAGAUAGUAUCAUUCAUAAUGAAACAGCAUAUUACCAAGGAAUUAUGAUGCCAUAAGAUGAACAUCAAUCACGUAUUAAAGGAUUCAAAAUGCCCAUGAUCGUAAGUCAGCUGCAUUGAAGCAUAAGGGGCCAACACCAUGCAUACUUCCGCCUUAAGGAAAAACACGCACGUAUGAUGUCCUUCCGUGGCAUCCCCGCGGUUCCGUAGCAAAGAAAUACCUCAUGUCGUAAAACAACAGAUUCAUGUCGUAAAACAAGAGAUUUGCAAUUCAUCAAUAGACUGACGUAGUUGAACAUUGUCAUCAUAUGCCCACAAGAUUAGCGUACAAAGUUACCUUCUUACUCCCAAAAUUCGAGUCGUCUUCAUGCAUAUGCACACCUAUUCUGAAAACACCACACAACCGACAAAUUUAUUUACUAUCAUGAUUCCCACCGACAAAUUUAUUUCACAACAAAUCCAAACUACAUUUCGUAACAAGAAUUACAACCUUAUGCAUACAGAUACAACGAGCACACCCCAUAAAAUUCAUCAACAUAUCCGAUAUCCUGAUUACCCUCAUUGAUCAAUUCGAUGUCAUAGCGCCUAUGUUCGAUAUUACUAUUUGCACAGUUCUUACAAAACUCUUCGACCUACAAACUAGAUCUUCUAUCGCGCAUUCUGCUUGACGAAACAUCAAUCACACUUAGUAUUAUUUCAAUUGCCGAUUACAUCUUGAUCAUUAAUUCAUUCGCAAUAUUCCAAAUUUCUUGAACUAAAAUCUGACGACUAAUUAAGCAGCAAUGACAACAUCCAUACACGCACUACCCAUCUAGUAGAACAACCAUUUGUACAACUACAUCGAUCCACAUCAAAAUGUAAGCGUACCCGUACUACCCCCAACCUUUCCAAGAAACGCAACAACAGGUACGUGCUGCUGCUAGCAUUUUAGUUGCAUAAAGCCCGCAUAAAACCCUCCAAUUGUGUGCAAGCCAGCCCUUUUCUCCUCGGUCUGGAAAGGAACAUAAUAGUCACAAAAGUUGAACAACAUCAUGAUCACAACUAAUUACACUCGUAAUACCAUGUUUCGAUAAAUCCGUUAAGAAGGUCUAUCUUUAUUCUUGACAGUGUUCAGAACGUCCCGCUGGCUGCACUUGAGACGAGUAGAGGAGAGUGAGUGAGUGUCUUAUUGCUGUGAAACUGAAAGUCUCUUUUCUUUUCUUACAGGUGAUCGCUGCCGAGUAGCUCUGUACU